This is a messenger RNA of Lampris incognitus (smalleye Pacific opah), 3665 nucleotides long. It is a transcript of the gene cln8, whose product is annotated as CLN8 transmembrane ER and ERGIC protein. Lineage: Eukaryota; Metazoa; Chordata; Actinopteri; Lampriformes; Lampridae. The coding region runs from base 175 to 1035 and encodes 286 amino acids. The record is from RefSeq and is a predicted model, not a curated record. Gene Ontology annotation, biological process: lipid homeostasis. The transcript has 3 exons. Gene Ontology annotation, cellular component: endoplasmic reticulum; membrane.
UUGAAGUCGUGUGAUGUGAAAGGAGUGAACGGUGCAGAAGAUCGUGUCAACAUGGUCGAGGUGUUAAGAGACAACUGGUUUCGCUGACCCCUGGACCAUGCAUGCGACCAGCAUUGCUCCCCAUCAUAUCUGAGGCUGAGGUACCCAGACCUCCACAAUCCUCCUUCAAGCAGAAUGGCUUCCGAGCAGGAUUUCCCCAGCCAGCCGAGCAUGGAUUACUUCUCAUGGGGUUUUCGCUUCCAGUUGAUGGGCCUGGGCUUUGCCUUCUACACUGUGAUAUUCCUCCUCUCCCACCUCCUGUCAGUGGUCCUCUCCCAUACUUAUCGUUCCCUGCUGGCCAAGGAGAAGGUGUUUUGGAACCUCGCAGCCACCCGGGCUGUCUUUGGCAUUCAGAGUACAGUAGCAGGUCUCCGAGCGCUGACCCUGGAUUCAGCGCUGUCCCGAGACAAGGUGAGGGGUCAAGAGGACUGGUCGUGGUUUAAUAUCCUCACAGCCACUGGAUUCUUCCUGUUUGAGAACGUUGCGCUCCAUGCCUCCAGCAUAGUGUUCAGGUCAUUUGACCUGCCCUUGGCGACGCACCAUUUCUUCGCCCUGUCAGGAUAUGCGGGAGCAGUGGUGUGGGAUUCCCUGGGCCACUACCUGCCAAUGGUAACUCUGUUGCUGGAGAUGAGCACGCCUUUCACUUGUAUAUCGUGGAUGUUACUGAAGGCCGGCUUGGCUUCAACCCUGUUUUGGAGAGCCAACCAGUGGAUGAUGAUUCACAUGUUCCAUUGUCGCAUGGUGCUCACUUACUACAUGUGGUGGGUGAGUUGGAGCCACUGGAGCGAGAUCAGUACCCACGUGGCCCUGCCUCAACGCAUUCUCUUCUUCACGGGCUUGGCCCUCCUCACAGUUCUUAUCAACCCGAUCUGGACGCACAAGAAGACCAUGCAGCUCCUAAACCCCGUGGACUGGAACUUUGGCAACAAACCCGCACCCCUCAACGGUCCCACAGCAGACCGAACCAAGGAUCCUGUCAAAUCCCACGCGAGCUGAAGGGUCCCUGGGACAUUGGGUCAUGGACGGUUGUAUGUUUGCUGCUUUUGGCUGGAAGUGCUGUGUGACUUGCAUAGAAACUUUCUAAUCCCUUUUUCUUGAACUAGGGUUUGUGAAAUGAUUUUAGAAAGGCUUUUUAAGAUGUACAAGCUUUACUUUUUUUUUUAGUUUUGUAGACAUUGUUUUGUUGUUUUCUUCAUAUUGAUAUCGAUAAGGGCCUUCCCUAAAAAUGACCUUCGUUACAGUUUUUUAUUUUUAAAUGGGGUCCAAAAAGGAGAGUCGUGACAAAGACACCAAAGGUUGUCUUCCAGUGUCUUCCAUCUUCAGAACAUUUGUUUUAGGUCUUUAUUCUGAGGGUUCUGUUUGGUUGGUUUUUAACAGGGAGGGGGGUUGUUUGGGGCAGUGGAACGGGUUGAUGUCUGGUUUACAAAUCUCCUCAGGUCAUGUUACUAUGAAAUAUGCACCUCGCAGUUGCAUGCUGUACCCUCGCUCCAUAAUGAGAAAAAUCCAGAAAAAUGGCGAGACAGCAGUUGCUUUAGAAGCUGUUUUGAAACAUAAAUCCACAAAUCCACCUCUCUGAGGGGAAAGAAACGGUUUGUGAAACUAAAUUACUUGAACAUCUUUGCUCAAGUCCAAAGUUACUUAAAUGCAAUUAAAACAUAUGUAGAGCCUUAUGUAACAGAACGGAUUGUUUAUCCACAGUGAAACCUUGGCAUUUCUCUGAAGGAUUAAGUGACCUUUCUUCUAAGACAGUGGUCCCCAAACUUUUAAGCCAAUGCACCCCCUUCUGUUUCCCGACCGGGUUGAUGCACCCCCAUACCCCACACCUUCAAAAACAAAACAAAAACAAAAAAAAACACAAAAAAAGCAACAUGGCCUAAUUAUAGCCGCAUUAAAGGGCUCAAGUUUAAUCAUGCACAAAUAAUCAGAACACACGUAACAAAAUACUCAAGAGAUAGCAACAAUGCUCUCACAUCCUGAUGAAACUGAAACGACACUGCAACAAAGUUUCAAUAAAUUGCAGCAGUUACAUACAAAAGUUACACACAAGUUUUUUUAAAGAGCAAAAAGGAUGGGUGAGAGCGAGGACACACACGUACAGACUCAGAGGCAGAUAGGCCCAUCAUUAGAGAGGAUGGGGGAAAAUGCUGUCAUAUUUUCAGCCGCAUUACCGAAAAAUUGCAAGUUUAAAUUACAAUUAACCAUAUAUAACAUAGCGGUUACAGAAAUUAGAACACCAGCAAUUGGAAUUGAAUGGCAAUAAAGUUACACACGAUCCACCACAUAAAGAACAAGGAGCAUGACACACACAUAGGCUAAGAAACGGAUAACGUGAAGGAUCCAUUUUAUUACUGUUACACCACCAUUACAUUUUUCCUUUCACGCACCCUCUAGAGGCAGCUUGAGCACCCCGAAGGGUCCGCGAACCACACUUUGGGAAUCCCUCUUCUAAGAGAAGUCGUUGGUAUAUGAUGUGUUGGGGAAUACUGAGGAAGACAGAUGGAAUUUAUCAUACACUGGUCCAUUUGGCCUCUUACAGCAAAUAACAUGGGUCUCUUUGACACAGGCCAGACAGCACGAAAAUAGAGUAAAAUUCUAAUUGGUGACAGAUAAAGAGAAAGCAUACAUGCAGAGUUGUAUUCCAGUUUCUGCAGGCUAAUAACUGGUAAUACUAAUCCUGUCAUGGAGGCACUUCUUUGAAUCUGUGUGCUGAGGUUCCCUCUACAAAGGCGCUGUUCUCCACAGUGGAGGUUCUGUGUCAAGGCCAAAUUGCAGUUGAAAAAAAAAUGACCAGACAAACUUCAAUUAAUUUUUUUUUAUUGUUACCUUUGAUUCAUAAGGCAAAAAAAAAAAUAUCCCAACAGAAAAAAAAAUUACUCCUAUUGAAUUCUCCAAAUUAUAUAACAGGUAACGUUUUGAGGCUUUUGUCAUCAAAUGCCUCAUCAGAAUGAGCGGGGGGUUCAUACAAAGCUCUCGUUGAGAAGGGACAUUUGGCUGUGUGGGUUGGCUUUGUCCAUUGUAUCGGGUUUGAUGGAUGAGGUGGUUUUGUAUUUUGUUUGGUUAUGGUAGUACUUACACUUUGAGGUGUUCUGAAGGAGGGCACCACAAUUUUUGGAAGUGCAUUCUGUGGUUAACACUGUUGGUUAAUUUGAUCUCACACAUGUAAAUAAUGUGUAUCCUUUUAGCAUUAUUGCAUCUCCAGCUCAUGUUUAAUUUUGAAAGGCUGUAAGUUUUAUUCUGUAUCUAAGACUUUUUUACUAUCAGUGUUCAAAGGUGUCAGACAUAUGCGUCUUGUAGGCACCAUGCAGCACCUUACAUUUUGGGCCACUGAUGGUGUUGUGAGGACAUUUGUGACAAGAGAUUAUUGGUUACGGUGGGAAAACAAGAAUUUUCAAUGAAAUUGUAUUCUGAAAGUAUGUAAGGAUUUACCUCUGUGCUCUUUCAAUUACAGCACAACUGCUCCUAAUAAUAGAAGGAAAGGCGUUGAGAUAGAAACGUGUUAUAAUUUCCUAACCUGAUUAGCGUUUUCAUAAAGUCUGCAUUCUUAACCAUAUAGAAUAUUCCAUGUUGGUGUUGACAAAUGCAUUAAUUUGAGUCAAUUCUGACGUAAUAAAACGCUUUUCUCCACA